AUGCGUUUUCCAUCUGGCACGCCGCCGAUAAUCCGCAUCGCCAAUGGCACCUUCUACCGAAACCAACCGGGCACUGUUUCGGCAUUAGCAUCCACAUCCGCAUCCCAAGCACACACUCAUCCAAACCCGGCCUUCUUCAAGGACCUAACCUUUGAACUGCCCGCCCAAAGCAAAACCCCCCACAACUGGUGCAUCAUCGGCCCAUCCCUCUCCGGCAAGACCACCCUCCUUCAGGUCCUCCGCGGCCAGCACCUCGCCUUUCCGCCCACCGCCCGGUCCUACCCCUACCUCAGCACCAACCAAGUCCCCUACCACCUCCGGACGCCCGCGCGCGCCAUCCAGUAUGUCGGGUUCGACUCCCAAGGUGGCGGCGGCGGCCUCGGUCCGGCCACCUCGACGUACCUCUCGGCGCGGUACGAGUCGCGGCGGGAAAUCACCGACUUCUCGCUGCGCGACUUCCUGCUCGGCAACAUGCAGCUGAAUCCGUCGCGGCUGCCCGGCGACGAGGGCAUCGACGAGGCGCUGUUCGCGCGCGUGGUCGCCGACUUGAGUCUUGAGAGCCUGCUGGACCUGCCCGUGACGUUCCUGUCGAAUGGUCAGGGGCGAAGGGCGCGCAUCGCGCGGGCGUUGUUGACUAGUCCGGAGGUGUUGUUGCUGGAUGAGCCGUUUAUGGGGUUGGACCCGCCGACGGUGGCUGGGUUGAGUCCAUUGUUGAGCUCGCUGGCUGAGAAGGCGAGCCCGAGGCUGGUUGGGGUGAUGGGUGCCAAGGAUACGGUUAUGGAGGGGCUGAGGAAAUAUGUUCGCGGGGUGCGCAAUGGUAAACUCGCUGAGGAUGACACGCUGCCUGUGCAUACUCUCAGUGAGAUGGGUAGGACUCUCACGAAAGACGGGAUCACUGGCGAAGGCAUGGCUGAGGAUUUCUCGAUAAGCGUCCCGCAAGGCAAUGUUGAGGCUGCGGCAAAUACUAAUUUGGGGGAGCCGCUCGUCGAAAUGGAUGGCUGCCGAGUCCAGUAUGGUAGCAAGGUCGCUCUGGGAAACUGGACCGAAGAGAAAGAUGGGAAAACUACAUACUCCCUCCCGAUCAAGCUGUUUGGUCGCAGCAGGCUGCCCGAGCCCGGUUCCGGCCAGCGGCCGCUGACUUUUUGGGAUAUUCAGUCUCGCGUGGGCCACUCCAGCCCCGAGAUUCAUCAGCACAUGCCGCGCAACCUGACGGUCCGUCAAGUGCUCGAGAGUGCAUGGGCCGACACCUUCCGCAGCAAGCCGGCCCUCGACGCGAUCGCCACAGAGCAGGUCGAAGCCACGCUGAGAUGGUUUGAGCAUGAACUUAAUCCUGCCUUCCAGAAACACCCGCAGUUGGCGACUGACGAUGGCACUGCCGUGAACUCGAUUGCCUGGGCCAGGGAGUACAUGUUCGGCGAGCUGUCGUUCAGCGCCCAGCGUAUCCUGCUCUUCCUGCGGGCCAUCAUCAAGCACCCCGACGUCGUGGUGCUUGAUGAGGCAUUCGGCGGCAUGGACGACGCGGUGCGAGACAAGUGCAUGCUUUUCCUUGCCUACGGCGAGGAGAAGAUGUACUCGUUGGGGCCGAAACAAGAGAACGGGUCCCUGGCGGGAGCUACCGUAGUGGAUAGCCCUGCGUCAAGGGCCGGCAGUGUAAAGGUAACGGGUCUCUCGGACCAGCAGGCGCUUAUUUGUAUCAGCCAUGUCAAGGAGGAGGUUCCCGACUGCGUCAGGGAAUGGCUUUGUCUGCCUGAAGCCAACACGGGGUUGCCGGCGAGGUUCGGGCGUUUGAAUGGCCCGUUGAGGACCAGCUCGCGGCGAUGGACCGAGAUCUGGGGAGUUGGGCAGGGGGCUUAA
Messenger RNA from Chaetomium globosum CBS 148.51, 1854 nucleotides. RefSeq lists its product as uncharacterized. The transcript has 3 exons. Gene Ontology annotation, molecular function: ATP binding; ATP hydrolysis activity. NCBI's taxonomy places the organism in Eukaryota, Fungi, Ascomycota, Sordariomycetes, Sordariales, Chaetomiaceae. Bases 1 to 1854 code for a protein of 617 amino acids. Gene Ontology annotation, cellular component: mitochondrion. The record is from RefSeq and is a predicted model, not a curated record.